Molecule: messenger RNA, 1368 nt
Organism: Talaromyces proteolyticus
Lineage: Eukaryota; Fungi; Ascomycota; Eurotiomycetes; Eurotiales; Trichocomaceae
Product: thermoresistant gluconokinase family protein
Exons: 2
Coding region: 443-1129 (228 amino acids)
Cellular component (GO): cytoplasm
Molecular function (GO): gluconokinase activity
Source: RefSeq, a predicted model, not a curated record
CUCUACUUCAAGCCUUCUCCACUGCGAAAAUGGUCUCUGUCCAAUCCAUUGCUUGUAAGCGUCGUGGAUUUCUUCUCCAGAGGGGGUGAGAACUUAGAAAGGACUAAAAAAGACCAAUUCACCCGUGGGCUGGUCUUUUCUCUCCUUAAAAAGAUGGGCGGGCCCGCAUAGCCUUCUCUUUACAAUUACCGCUCGUCUUUCACUGUACACCACCUAUUCUCUUUACUAUUGCCUGUCAGCAUCACUCACAUCCGAGUCCAUCACCUAGUCCAAUUCAGAAUAGAAGAAUAAGUCACGAAAAGCUGCACGCGACCACCCUAGCACCAUCUGUACAACCAGGUAGAGACCCGCAGCCUACCAAGGUCGAGCCGGUCCAGCAGACGAGGAUUCACGACUACGACCUUCCAGCUAUAAACUUCCCCAUUCUUCCGUCCAAGCCAAAAUGCUUUCUGCAAACGAUAAGCCUGCGAAUGGCCUGAGUCCCUUAGUGUUCAGCCAUCUCAGCAAGCCAACUCCCAAGACAGAUUACCGUAUGCCUUUGAAUGGACGGCUCAGCGUGGAAAUGCAGCCAUUACAACAUAUCUGGAUCGUCACCGGGCCUGCAGGCUCAGGCAAAACAACCGUUGCUCAGAAGCUCCAGGCUGAGCUGGGAUUGCCCUAUUUAGAGGGAGACGAUUUUCACACCCCCGCAAACAAGGAAAAAAUGGGCAAUGGGAUACCCUUGAGCGAUGCAGAUCGUUGGGAUUGGUUGAUUUCCCUGCGCGACGCUGCAGUGAAUAUUCUAUCGCCUCCUGACUCAGACAACACCCCGGCGCCAUCCGGUGUAGUCAUGUCUUGCUCGGCACUGAAGCUCAAAUAUCGGGACGUCAUCCGGAUAGCCGCGUAUGACCACCCAAGCAUUCAAAUCCACUUUAUAUACCUCAAAGCAGACGAAAAGGUGCUGAUGGAGCGAGUCAACGAACGCGGCGGCCAUUAUAUGAAAAGCAAUAUGAUCCGCUCGCAAUUCGAAGCCCUCGAGGACCCUACCGACGAGAAGGAUGUUCUCGCAGUUGAUGUCACAACAUCUCCAGAGGAAGUCCAUCGCCGGGUCUCGGAAACUGUGGCCAAGAAAUUAGCGGAAUAUAAUUGAUAAGCGUGAUGUUCUUGGUGUCUGCGAAUGAUAACAAGCGCUAUGGUGUUCGGCAAUAGGUGCAUUAGCAUGGAUACACUUUAUUUUUUCCCUUUUCAAUUGCAUUGGUUGAUAGCCGGGUUUCAGGCUUUAAUGAUUUUGAUCCUUUUUUCUUCUUCGGUCAUAUUACCUCAUCGAGGUUGUCUUUUCAUUUAGUAGAUUUAUAUCGUUGUAAUACAUUAGAAUCAAUAAACUGGACC